Molecule: messenger RNA, 993 nt
Organism: Seminavis robusta
Lineage: Eukaryota; Bacillariophyta; Bacillariophyceae; Naviculales; Naviculaceae
Source: the annotation of a GenBank genome assembly
AUGGAAGAUGGCAAUGUCAUUGAACACAUCCGGGAAAGCUGCACGCGGGACAAUCCAAAAAAGGAGAUUUUCGCGAAUGCCUUUCUCGCAGCCGUGUCCCACUCAGGUCACUCUGCGUUUCGCUGCAUGAAAGUGGCACUCGUCAAGUACAUAACAGCAGACCUGGGAAUCCCCCAGCACGAAUACAAAAUCAACGACUUGACUCCCCUCAUCAUUGGACUUUUUGACGAUGAUGAAGUCCCCCAAUUCGACGAAAAGGAUAUGCGCAGUCGGGAAGCAGCCAUGUUUCAUUGUAUUAAAUGGAGGAAGGACAUUUGCGGCGAGGAUGCACCCAAGAAACUCACCGAGCGUUAUGUGGCCAUCGUGAAGAAACCUGGUGGUAUCCCUCCUGCUGAUUUGUCUCGGAUGGUCGAAAUGCUUGACCGCAAUGAUUACGUCGACGAUGAAGAGCUGGCUUCAUGGAUUGUUGACACAGGCGACAUCUCACCGAUGCUGGGGGAUGACCCAACCGGGUUCCCGAGCGCCCCCUUAGUGAAGGACCUAGGGGAAUGGUUGAACACUUUCGGCAUUACAACCACAGAUUACGAUGCACAAUACGACACCACCUUGUGGAAUCAACCUUUCAUUGACAUAGUCGACGAACGCUACGCCAAGAUCAUGAAGGACAACAACGCUUUGUCCCUCCUUGUAGAGAAGCGCAAAUCAACCUACCAGGAAUAUCUUUGGCCGAAGGAAGAUAUCUCCGCUCUCCCACCGGCAUUUGGGGAACUGAAGCGGUUGAUGGAAGAAAACAACGACCUGGAGAAACGCAUCUUCCAUAACCACAGUGACCUUGCUGAACACACGGUGCUCACCAAUGAGGGGAUGUUCGCACAACGUAUGAUUGACAUUUUCCCUGAUAACUUGAAGGUUUACAUGGAAAUGCACAAUUCCUACAAGAGGGGAAUGGGAAUGUUCGACUCCUACAAGAAGACAAAGGCAAAGGGCGAGUAA